Nerophis ophidion (straightnose pipefish) is the source of this 4838-nucleotide messenger RNA. It is a transcript of the gene trim65, whose product is annotated as tripartite motif containing 65. Bases 392 to 1921 code for a protein of 509 amino acids. Gene Ontology annotation, molecular function: protein binding. Lineage: Eukaryota; Metazoa; Chordata; Actinopteri; Syngnathiformes; Syngnathidae. The record is from RefSeq and is a predicted model, not a curated record. The transcript has 8 exons.
UUCCAUUGAACGUGGCAUUGUGUCGUCAUCGAAGAAUAGUCAUCUGACGCGGCUCGUCGGUCUGUUCUGAUGCUCUUUUCCCGAAUUUUCCUGAUUCAUAUUGCUUGUGCAUGUUGAAUUCAGGCCGGACAAAAUGUGAAUAUAUGAUAGGUUUUGGUGUGUUUAAGUAUGAUUGUUUUUGUUACAAAAAGCCCCGGCUAACGUAAACCUUAGCUGUCCAUUCCACUUGGAUACGUUGAUGUGGGCUAGCUUAGUGCCUCAGGAUGAACUGCUACCUGCUUUGUUGUACCGUCACACAGUUUAUUCAGUGGAAUCUCGUAUUUUACUCCACGUUGUUACCACCAAGGGCUUCGAAGUGAUAUAGCCAGUUCCUACAACAUAAAGUAAAGAGAUGGAGUGUCAGAGUUCAGACCUUACCUGUCCCAUAUGCUUGGAAUGCUUCAAAGUUCCUGUCACAACUACCUGUGGGCACACGUUCUGUCAGAAGUGCAUCACAGUUUAUUGGGACAAAACGUCUAACAAUAGACCUUGCUGCCCCACCUGCAAUCACAAGUUUGACAUCAGACCUAUUCUUAAGUGUAAUGUGGCCUUGUCAAGUAUCGCUGAAGCUGUAAACAGCACCAGGACAUCAUACGGCGAUGGUGGGAGCGAAGAUGCCGAAUCCGUGCCCUGUGAUCGCCAUAGAAAGCCACUUGUUUACUACUGCACACGGGACAAAAUUUCAGUGUGCUGCGAAUGCGCCAUCUCGCAGUGUGAGGGCCAUCACAUGGUUCUGUUGGAAGUAGAAAGCAAGAGACAAAAGCGGUUACUGGAAGAGAAGAAUGAAGAGAUGGCAAAACUCAUUGAAGAAACGGAGGAAAGUAUUAACAACCUGACUGAAAAUAUGGACAAAGCUAAGGAGACAUUUCAGCAGACAUCCAGUCGGGUAACAGCCAGGUUUUCCACUCUGCUAAAAGUCCUGGUUGACCGACAGGAGGCCAUCGAGCUCUUCAUUGAGAAGCAAAAAGAGGCGGCCAUCUCUGAGGCGCAGGCGAGGCUCUCUGAACUGGAGGAAAGCGCUCAGAAGCUGAGAGCGAGUCAGGCCCACAUAGUGAAUAUCCACAACCGCUCUGAUAUUGAACUUAUCAAGGAAUCAACGCUCAUAGAAGUUCCUUGCCUCAAGAAAACCUCCACAGACAUAACGCCCAUCCUGCAGGAUCGAAUAAGUGGCAUCAUGGAAGUCCUGACUCGAGUCUCCAAGCUGGUGAUUGAGGACCUUGAUAGAGCUGUCUGCACUGCUGUGGGUCACGACAAAGACGGUUCUCCUCAGGAGAAGAGGCCCAUUCUUGCGGUGGUUCCCAGUCCAGCUGCUGCAUGCCGUCCAGGUGGAAAGGAGGGCCUCAGUGCUCACAGAUGCUCUUUGACCUUUGACCCCCACACAGCCAAUGGCAACCUGCUUUUGUCCCAAGAGAACCGAAAGGCAGAGCACUUGACUUCCAGCACUUCCACUUCCACUGUCUUCGCGCACGAGUCCCGCUUUGAUCAUGCUUGGCAGGUGCUGUGCAUCCAAGGCUUCCGACAUGGCCAACACUACUGGGAGAUGGAGGUGUCCAAACCGUGGGCCUACCUGGGGGUCACCUACGUCACCAUCCCCAGGAAGGAGAAGGGCAAGAGGUGCAUGCUGGGUAUGAACGAUCUGUCCUGGAGCCUGCAGCUGGACGAGGAACAGCUCAGCGCAUGGCACAACGGCCGCAAGGAGACCCUGGCCGGACAGCCUAAGCACAGCCGCGUCGGCAUGCUGCUGGACUGCGAGGCGGGGACACUCACCUUCUACGGCGACGGACAUGUCAGGCUGCACGCCUUCCACUGUACUUUCACACAAGAGCUCUUCCCCGCCUGCUGGAUAGGCGAAGGCGUCAGCAUCACUCUGUGCUCCACAUGAGAUGCUGAAGUCGCCGCAACUUUUUUUGCCUUCUUCUUGAAUCUGCUUGUUUUCAAACAGAUUAUUCCAGUCAUGGUGGUGGAGGACGUGAAGUUGGGUCUAUCCAAACAAAAGGCAGACGACACUUUGAACUGAUCGUCUGUCGAUUAAAGGAAGUGAGUGUGAAUUGAUCCCGCUAACAAACGGCCAUGUUACAAAAGUAGUGUUAGGAUUCCUGCACUACUUGAGCCAGAAGUGUCAGGUGUACAUCUCUACUUGUAUUAUCUUUUACAAUACAGGCUCUUUCAAGACUUCGAUUUUCUUAAAAGCAUUUUGUAAAAUUUACCUUUAUUCUCUUAAAUGUGGAGAUGGAACCUUAAAGCAAACCAAGGGAAGGCGGUGUGUCACGUUUACUGAUCGUACCCUUUUUUUUAGACUUCAAUCUCCUGUUUGAGACAGAUGUCAAUCAACAUUCUUAGGUUGUUAUUGUAAUUGUCCUGUUCAGCUGUUGGUCAUGUUAAGCUUUUGGGAUUUUACAUACAACACUUGAAAAAAAUUGGCAGACCGGGGUGGUGGUUCCUCUCUUUAAGAAGGGGGACCGGAGGUAGGUUCCACCUGUCGUGGGAUCACACUCCUCAGCCUUACCGGUAAGGUUUAUUCAGGUGAACUGGAGAGGAGGCUACGCCGGAUAGUCGAACCUCGGAUUCAGGAGGAACAUUGUGGUUUUCGUCCUGGUCGUGGAACUGUGGACCAGCUCUAUACUCUCGGCAGGGUUCUUGAGGGUGCAUGGGAGUUUGCCCAACCAGUCUACAUGUGUUUUGUGGACUUGGAGAAGGCAUUCGACCGUGUCACUUGGGAAUUCCUGUGGAGAGUACUCAGAGAGUAUGGGGUAUCGGACUGUCUUAUUGUGGCGGUCCGCUCCCUGUAUGAUCAGUGUCAGAGCUUGGUCCGCAGUGCCGGCAGUAAGUCAAACACAUUUCCAGUGAGGGUUGGACUCCGCCAAGGCUGUCUUUUGUCACUGAUUCUGUUCAUAACUUUUAUUGACAUAAUUUCUAGGCGCAGUCAGGGCGUUGAGGGGUUCCUGUUUGGUGGCCGUGGGAUCAGGUCUCCUCUUUUUGCAGAUGAUGUGGUCCUGAUGGCUUCAUCUGGCCGGGAUCUUCAGCUCUCACUGGAUCGGUUCGCAGCCGAGUGUGAAGCGACCGGAAUGAGAAUCAGCACCUCCAAGUCCGAGUCCAUGGUUCUCGCCCGGAAAAGGGUGGAAUGCCAUCUCCGGGUUGGGGAGGAGACCCUGCCCCAAGUGGAGGAGUUCAAGUACGUAGGAGUCUUGUUCACGAGUGAGGGAAGAGUGGAUCCUGAGAUCGACAGGCGGAUCGGUGCGGCGUAUUCAGUAAUGCAGAAGUUGUACCGAUCCGUUGUGGUGAAGAAGGACCUGAGCCAGAAGGCAAAGGUCUCAAUUUACCAGUCGAUCUACGUUCCCAUCCUCACCUAUGGUCAUGAGCUUUGGGUCAUGACCGAAACAACAAGAUCACGGGUACAAGCGGCCGAAAUGAGUUUCCGCCGGGUGGCGGGGCUCUCCCUUAGAGAUAGGGUGAGAAGCUCUGUCAUCCGGGAGGAGCUCAAAGUAAAGCCGCUGCUCUUCCCCAUCGAGAGGAGCCAGAUGAGGUGGUUCGGGCAUCUGGUCAGGAUGCCACCCGAACGCCUCCCUAGGGAGGUGUUUAGGGCACGUCCAAUCGGUAGGAGGCCACGGGGAAGACCCAGGAAACGUUGGGAAGACUAUGUCUCCCGGCUGGCCUGGGAACGCCUCGGGAUCCCCCAGGAAGAGCUAGACGACGUCGCUGGGGAGAGGGAAGCCUGGCUUCCCUGCUUAGGCUGCUGCCCCCGCGACCCGACCUCGGAUAAGCGGAAGAAGAUGGAGGGAUACUUGAAAAAAAAAUUUAAGAUAUUGGGAUGAAUAAAUUUACAACACGUGUGUGAAUUUAUUAAUAUAUUUUCUGUCAGUUGUAACUUAUUGAUGACAUUCUAAACUCAGCCGCCACUUGCCUCUGAGAAACUUGUUUGAAAUGUGUCAAAGUUAACGCGGUAACUCACGCGAUUAAUCUGCAAAAAAAUUAUUGCAUUAAUCAUGUAUGAACAAAGAUUAAUCGUGCAAUUUAUUUUGACUGUACAUGCUCCUUUACAUUUAAUGUGGAUGGCUAUCUGAGAGUUGUUACAUCUGGAAAGUAUUCACAGCAAUUCACUAUUUCCACAUUUUGUUACAUUACAACCUUAUUCCAAAAUGGAAUAAAUGAUUUUUUGUCCUCAAAAUUGUACACACAAUAUGCAAUAAUGACAAUUUGAAAAAACGUUUUUAGAAUUUAUUUAGCAAAUGUAUUUAAAAUAAAAUUUAAAAAAAAUCACCAUUAAGCUCAAAAGUGAACACCGGUGCAUUUUGUUUCAACUGAUCCUCCCCACAGCUUAAUUGGAGUCCAUCCAUCCAUCCAUCCAUCCAUCCAUUUUCUACCACUUAUUCCCUUUGGGGUCGCUGGUGCCUAUCUCAGCAACAAUCGGGUGGAAGGCGAGGUACACCCUGGACAAGUUGCGACCUUAUCGCAGGGCCAACACAGAUAGACAAAAUUCACACUCACAUUCACACACUAGGGCCAAUUUAGUGUUGCCAAUCAACCUAUCGCCAGUCCACUUGUGGUAAAUUCAGUAGUUGGACAUAAUUUUUAAAGGCACAGAAAAAGUGAAACGCCGUGAAUACUUUCCAGAUGCACAGUAUGAGGUGACUCAAGACAGGUGUGCUUUUUGGCAAAUUUCACUUCAAAAUAAAGCCAGACUGUUCUUUAAAUAACACCACUACCAAAGGUUGAACAAACAAAUGACAUACAUUCAUGUAAAACAUUCUAAAAAUGUUCCUGUAUGACAUUAGGACAAUAAAAUUGCAUUUUUGUCGAAA